CCGCCCUCGUGGUUUUGCCCGUCCAUGCGUUGUAGAGGCUCAAUUCCUCCUCGCUCCUCCUUUUCUGCUCCCUGAUCGGCGCUUGAAGCCCGACUUUUCCUCCGCCCGCCAUGCUGCCGCGAAGUGCCUUGCGGGCGCUGCGCACGCGGCCUGUCGUUGCAGCUCCGCGCACACUGUCCGUAGCCUCGACAUGGCAAUGGAACCGUACAUACGCCAAGGUCGGAAAGCCCAAGGACAACACAUGGAAACCAUCGGAUCCCAUCAAGUUCGCCCAAGACAGCACGGCGCGCCCCAGCCCGGCAAGCCCUUCAGAGCAGCCCGAGUUCGACACUGCCGCAGCACCAGAGAGCAACACAACCCCAUCGCAGCCCUCCAGGCCCACCGAGAGCGCCGCGCGGGCCUCAAGAGAUGCAGGAAGCGACUUCAACAUGAGCGAGCAGGCCGAGAUGUCGGGCCCCAAGUCAGCGGCCGAAAACACUGAUCCCACCACCGAGAGCCCCGAACCGCAACAGCCGCAAAAGCCUCUGCCCGAUCUGCGAUAUGGUAUUCCCUCGACGUUUGCCGAAGAGCAGGCCGAAGCCCAGGGCAAAGGAAAGCGGGAUCCAAACGACCCCAACGAGCUUUACGAAGACCCGACACCAGGCGCUGCGGGUGGCCGAGAGGGCGGCGCUGGCGGGGAGCUGCCCAAAUCUGCAUACGAGACGAGCACCGAUAGGCGGCGGAACCGCGUCGCCCACUGGUCGUAUAUUGGCAUGCUGCUGUUCGGCGCCACGGGGGCUGUCUACAUGGGCAGGAAUUGGGAAAGCGAAGAAGAGGAAGCUGCGCACCCAGACGCUCCGAAUGGCUGGACACCGGGCGGUAUGUAUGCCCGCGCAGCCGCUCGCAUCAACGGACAAAAGGCCUACUACACCGAACCUACCUUCCAGAAACUGCUCCCAGACAAGGACAAGAUUCCAGGAGGCGCUCCCGAACUGACGCUUGUCUUGAGUUUGGAGGACCUGCUGCUGCACUCAGAAUGGUCUACCAAGCACGGGUACCGAUUGGCAAAGCGGCCUGGUCUUGACUACUUCCUGCGCUACCUCAGCUCGCAGUAUGAGCUUGUCAUCUUCACCUCGGUCAAGUCCAUGGAUGCCGAUCCGAUUAUUCGCAAACUCGACCCCUUCCGCCUCGUCAUGUGGCCGCUGUUCCGCGAGGCGACUCGGUUUGAGAAGGGCGAGUACAUCAAGGAUCUUUCCUACCUUAACCGCGACCUCUCCAAGGUGAUCAUCAUCGAUACGGACCCGUCACACGUCAAGUUGCAGCCUGAGAACGCCAUAGUGUUGCCCAAGUGGAAAGGCGACCCCAACGACAAGGGUCUCAUAGCACUGAUACCCUUCCUCGAAUACCUCGCCAUGAUGAGUCAGACCGGAACGCCCGUCGACGUCCGCACUGUCCUCAAGUCCAUGGAAGGCAAAGACAUUCCCAUCGAAUAUGCACGCCGAGAAGCCAAGCUCCGCGAGCAAUUCCAGCGCGAUCUCGCCGAGCAAAAGAAGAAGAGCAGGGGCAGCGCCGGAAGCAUGUUCAUGAAGAGCCUCGGUCUCGACACACCAAAGCAAGGCAUGGUGCUAGGCGACCAAAAUAUCUCGCAGGGCAUGAACGAGGGCAAAAUGAUGAUUGACAUGUACCGCGAAUUCAACAAGCAAAACUACGUCCAUCUCGACAAGCAGAUUCGCGAAAACGGCGAGCAGUGGCUCAAGGAAAUGGCCGAGGAGGAGAAGAAGAUGCAAGAGGCUCAGCUCAAGGACAUGAAGGCCGGUGCGUUUGGCUGGUUAGGUGGCGCCGCACCGCAAACUGCUACUGUGCCUUCUGCUGCCUCGGCGCAAGAAGCUGCCGCUAGUCACAAUCAGGGUAAAUAAACUCCUUUUUGUUUGAUUGACACAUGUGCAGCCAUUUUUUGGUGUUUUGCUGUUGGGAUGAUGAAGAUACCACACACACACACACAUACAUACUCCAAAGAAAGAAGAAAGCACGUUCCACUCUACCAGGAACUCGACCCUUGUCAUGCAAGUCAUGUAAAUCACGGAAAAGCGGGGUAUUGAAUGAGGAUGAUGAAAUCUUGUACGAUAUAUACUGUAUAUUUUUUUUGAGACUACCAUAGCAGGAGAAG
Exserohilum turcica Et28A is the source of this 2146-nucleotide messenger RNA. RefSeq lists its product as uncharacterized. The record is from RefSeq and is a predicted model, not a curated record. The transcript has 2 exons. Lineage: Eukaryota; Fungi; Ascomycota; Dothideomycetes; Pleosporales; Pleosporaceae. The coding region runs from base 111 to 1895 and encodes 594 amino acids. Gene Ontology annotation, molecular function: phosphoprotein phosphatase activity.